Fundulus heteroclitus (mummichog) is the source of this 3043-nucleotide messenger RNA. It is a transcript of the gene znf341, whose product is annotated as zinc finger protein 341. Gene Ontology annotation, biological process: regulation of transcription by RNA polymerase II. Gene Ontology annotation, molecular function: RNA polymerase II transcription regulatory region sequence-specific DNA binding; DNA-binding transcription factor activity, RNA polymerase II-specific. Gene Ontology annotation, cellular component: nucleus. The transcript has 16 exons. The coding region runs from base 69 to 2792 and encodes 907 amino acids. NCBI's taxonomy places the organism in Eukaryota, Metazoa, Chordata, Actinopteri, Cyprinodontiformes, Fundulidae. The record is from RefSeq and is a predicted model, not a curated record.
GAGGGAAUUUCCAUCAAGCGGCAGGCAUUGCUAGUAGAGCACCUACCACACAAGAGGAGAGCUUCAAGAUGGCGCAAGCAAUAUUUGAGGUGCUCGAAGGCAUGGACAACCAGACAGUGCUGGCCGUCCAGUCUCUGCUGGAUGGCCAAGGUGGAGUUCCUGACCCGAACAGCCAAAAUGUCUCUGCGACGCCUGCCAUCCAGCCAAUGGAUGACGAAGACGUGUUCCUGUGUGGGAAGUGUAAAAAACAGUUCAAUUCUCUGCCUGCCUUCAUGACGCACAAGAGGGAGCAGUGCCAGCCUGGGGCCCCCUCCCUCUCCACGGUGUCCCUGGCCUCCAGCAAUGCCUACGCGCCGGUCCCCUCAGUCAGCUCCGUACCCCAGGCUCCCGCUAACAGACAGGUGUCGACCUACAUCACAGUCCCUCCGUCUCCUCUGACUCACACCCUGGUCCAAGGCAACGUGCUGGUGAGCGAUGACGUCCUCAUGUCGGCCAUCUCAGCUUUCACCUCCAUCGACCAGCCCCUGGCAGCCAUGCAGACGCCCAUACAGAGUAACCUGAGCAUGCACACGGCAGGGGUGUCUUACCUUCAGCACCAUCAUCAUCACCAUCAUCACCAUCAGCAGCAGCAGCAGCAGACUUCCCACCCUCUGCCCUCCAGCCAGGCACCAGCCCACCCCCUGCCAGCCGGACAGCCCACCCAGCCUCUCUCCUCCCAGGUCCCGGUGAGCCACAGCAACUCGGUGGUGCAGGUUUACAGCGCCAUGCCCCACAUGGCCGGACCGGCUGCCGGCGGCGGGGGUGGCGCGGCAGAGAUCCAUACGUUAGGUCUGCCAGCUUUCCAUCCUUCCCAGUGUGUGGAAGGCCAGCCGUUCAGCAGCGCUCCGGUCUACAGUCCUGGGAAGCAGGGCAGCAAAGCGAAGAGCUGCGGCAACAUGGUGGAGCUGAGUGACUUUGAAAAAGUCAUCAUACCCAAACAGCCCAGGAGCAGCAAAAAAGCCACGGAUGGAGCAACAGCAGAGCACCCGAAGGGAAAAGGUCCAAAGCUGAAGUGCAAUUUCUGCGACAAGUUUUUCUCCAAGAACUUUGACCUGCAGCAGCACAUCAGGAGCCACACCGGGGAGAAACCGUUUCAGUGCAUCGUCUGUGGACGGGCCUUCGCCCAAAAGUCCAACGUGAAGAAACACAUGCAGACUCACAAGGUGUGGCCGAUGAGCGUGGCGAACACCGUGUCCCGCCUGCCGAUCACGGUCAAGGUGGUGCCGCUGUCUUUCGUCGAGGAGGAACGGAUCGGGGAGCAGCAGAAGCGAGGCGCCGGGGACCAGGGCGGGCCGGAGCAAGCGCGAGCAGAGCAAGAGUCGACACCAAGAGCAGAUUUUCAGCCAACUCGCCCCCCGGUUACAGAGGCACCGGGGGAGGAGGCCCCGGCGGAGGCAGAAGCCGACCCGGCCGGCGGCGGCGGGGGGGAAGACGCGCGGGGCGCUCCCCCUCAGGCCCUGUCUGAGCAGAACCAGCAGGGCGACGCUCACACCAAGCAGAUCGUGGUGAUAGACAGCUCCUACCAGUGCCAGUUCUGCGGCAGCAAGUUCAAGACCUACUUCCAGCUCAAGUCUCACCUGACGCAGCACAAAGGCGAGCAGGUUUAUAAGUGUGUGCUGAAGAGCUGCUCCCAGACCUUCCAGAAGCUGGACCACUUCCUGGAGCACAUCCGGACGCACCAGGAGCAGCUGACGUACCGCUGCCACCUCUGCAGCAAGGUCUUCCCCUCCCUGUUCGAGCUGGGAGUCCACCAGUACUCCCACUGCUUCUGCUCCCAGCAGAGCGCGCGCAAGGAGACGAGCGUCUACAGGUGUGUGAAAUGCCAGAGCAGGUAUUCAACCCAGGAAGCUCUGGAACAACACCUGCUGACCGCCUCCCACAGCUUCCCCUGCCCACACUGUCAAAAGGUCUUCCCGUGUGAGAGAUACUUCCGGCGCCACCUGCCCACUCAUGGCGUCGGAGGAAGAUUCAAGUGUCAGAUCUGCAAGAAGGCCUUCAAGACAGAGCACUACCUCAAACUGCACACUCGGAUUCACUCAGGUGAAAAGCCGUACAAGUGUUCCCUCUGUGAGGCGACGUUCAACAGAAAGGACAAAGUCAAGAGACACAUGCUCAUCCACGAGCCUUUUAAGAAAUAUAAGUGUCCCUUCAGGACACACGUAGGCUGCACCAAAGAAUUCAACCGACCAGACAAACUGAAAGCUCACAUCCUGUCCCAUUCUGGUAUCAAACCCUACAAGUGUCUGUUUUGUCAGAAGGCGUUCAGCCGCAGGGCUCACAUGCUCGAGCACCAGCAGUCCCACACAGACAACUACAGGUUCAGGUGCGCCGCCUGCAACAAGGGCUUCACCAGGCAGAGCUACUACCGGGAUCACAAAUGUCCCACAGCGGGAGAGCGGACAGCAACAGAGGACAGGGCAGAGGAAGACGAGGAGGCGGCAGGAGCGUCGGCGGUUGAGGAGCAGGAAGGAGGGCACGAUGGGAGGAGAAGCAGGUUCAGAAGGAAAUCCAAAAGGCCGCCGACUGAUGGGGAGGAUCUGGAGGAAGAGGACUGCUCUGGGGAAGACCAAGAGGAUGCAGAAAGACAGGGGGAGGAGGAGGGGGGUGGCUGCCGGCCUGCCAUCGCUACCAUUGAGGGGCAGACUGAGAGCGGGGGGGAGGAGGAGCGUGGCAGGGUGGACAAUGGCGGCGAGCUGCAGACACACACUGGCAGCAACGCCCAGAACAGUUUACAGAGGCAGCUAUGUCUGUAGUGCAAAGCAGCACGAUGGUGAAAACCUUGGACAGAUUUCCUGGAAAGGCCCGUUACCAACCAAGCUCAGUUAUGAGAAGAAAACAUGAAUACGGGAUGACUGGGAAAUUAGUACAUUUGUUUUACAUUAAAACUAGAACAUUGUUUCUGAUGUUUUAUGCUGUUCCAUGAAUUGGAUCCGGUUUGUCUACAUAAAGGAAUUAUUUCCCCAUUGUUCUGUAGACUAUAAUUAAAAAGGAACUUCUGCCAGUA